GUCAUUUUAAGUUUUUAGAUCGGUUUAUUUAUUAAAAUUUUAAUUAAACUAUCAUCGAAUAUAAAAUUUCGCUAUUCGAUUUCGUUGACUUACUAUUCUGCCGAAGGAAGAAGAAGCAAUUGAGUUUUUCUUUUAUGAAAAACGUGAAUUUCUAUCAAAACGUAUUUACGAAUUAUUUAGGCUAUUUCUGUUUAAAGAAUGUUCGUAGAAGGGAAAACCACCAUCUGUACACCCACUCCAUGUGCAUUAAAAUUUAGGCACUUUCUAACAGCAUCUGUUAAUCCUGGUGAUAACGAUUUAAACGAUCAAAAUGAAGCUUACCGACCUAAACAUUGACUGCCUUUUGCGAAUUUUUAAAUAUUUGUCGGAAUCUGAGCUUGUCAUCUUGUGCCAGGCUAACAACUAUAUUGGCACUGUUAUCGAUCAAAACAUCUUCUAUGCCAUGACAAAGGAUCUGCUUCUUUGUGGACAUAGGAAUAGACCAUGUGUCGAGAAUAGAAAUCCAACACAGCUGACCUACUUUCGGCGCUUGCAAGUGGCGCGUAAUUGGCUUAAGGGUGCAUAUGUGGAGCGACAUUAUUACCACCAUGCCCAGAUGUUCGCCUCCAAGUUGUGCCUGGACUCUGACGCUUUGUACAUAACGCAUGCGAACUAUUUGCGUAAAUAUCUUCGGGCUGGUGCCGAGGCACUGCAGCGUCGCUACGACGAGGAGAUCAGCACACCCACCAUAUCCGAUAUCUCAGAUUUCGUCAAGAAGCACGACACCAUUUUCGCGGGUCGAGUCUGUGGCACAUGCUUUGUGAGCGAUGCGGAUGGCAUCACGGAGCAGCCCAUGCAUCGUGCCAGGGAAUAUCUGUAUUGCGUUGACUUUGUGGACGACGUCUUUGUGACCAGCACAGACACUUGCUGCAAGCUAUGGAAACGCUCUAAGGAGUUUGGACUGACACACUUUGAUCUGUUCAUGCAGCUACAGCAUUCGUUCAAAUCAACGAAACUCAGCGCCGAUUCCCAGUGGCUCUACGGCGGUCUAUAUACGGACAAAGGACGCAGAGCAUUGCGUGCCAUUCAUGUGGAGAGUGGGGAGGAGUUGGUUUUUAACUCGAACAGCAUUUCCAUAUACGACCUCAAAAUAAAAGAUGAUCAUGUUCUAUUCACUGCCAACUUCGAUACCACAUUCCGCAUGUUCGAUCGGCGCACGGAUCGUGAUGUCUCAAUUUGGGAGGAUCCUUUCGACUCGUCUAUCUACUGUCUGGAGUACGAUGGCCUCUACGGAGUGCUGUGCGGCACAAAGCAUCACAAUCGAGUUAAUCUGUACGACAUUCGCGUGCCCAGGAAAUACAUACAAUUGUAUUUUCCGGGACGCACACGUCAAUCCUACAGGGGCUCGCCCGUUUAUAGCCUUGCCUGCGACAGUCAGUAUAUGUUUAUCGCAACUGAUCACAAUUUACGUGUGUUCGACUUCACAACCAGCUACAGCGUCCAAAGGGAUUACAGCAAUUUCUAUGAACUCCAAAGAUAAAACAAAUUUGUAAUGAAUAAUUUGCGUGCAUGCAACAAAGAUUAAGGAUGUUGAUAAUUAGAUUGCCAAUAUUGAUCAUUAAAUGAGUUGUUAAUUCAAUUUGUUAGCAUUUGAUUUUACAUAUGCAUUAAACUUCUUCAUUCAAAUAUUGAGCUUUAUUUAUAAAUUACUUUAUGACCAGCAAUUAAAUAUCUGUUCUUAUACCCAGCUGAUUAAGAUAAUAGAUUUAU
Drosophila grimshawi is the source of this 1749-nucleotide messenger RNA. RefSeq names its product F-box/WD repeat-containing protein 4. Lineage: Eukaryota; Metazoa; Arthropoda; Insecta; Diptera; Drosophilidae. Gene Ontology annotation, molecular function: protein binding. Gene Ontology annotation, cellular component: SCF ubiquitin ligase complex. The record is from RefSeq and is a predicted model, not a curated record. The transcript has 3 exons. The coding region runs from base 311 to 1519 and encodes 402 amino acids. Gene Ontology annotation, biological process: SCF-dependent proteasomal ubiquitin-dependent protein catabolic process.